Messenger RNA from Blepharisma stoltei, 444 nucleotides. The record is from the annotation of a GenBank genome assembly. Lineage: Eukaryota; Ciliophora; Heterotrichea; Heterotrichida; Blepharismidae.
AUGAAUGAUGAAAAUUCAAAUUCUGCCCUAGAUCAGCUGAUAAAGCUGCGGCAACAAGCUGAAAAAGUUUUGAAAAUCAAAGAAAGUAAACUCCCUGAGCUGCAGAUUGAGGAAAAAGAUAGAGAUAUUGCAAACUUAAAAGCUGCGUUAAAAGCUGCACAAAAAAAGCUGCAGACACAAGAAGAACAGCACGUAAGGAUGAUAAAUGCAUUGAGGAAUGAAAUUGAAAGCAAAGAUAACGAUUUAGAAAAAUUGAAUAAAGGUUUUGCAGUUUUAGAUGCAGAAAAGCAGAGGAUGCAGAGAGACUUGUAUCAGGCACAAAAGUCGAUAUCUGAUUUAAUUGCAGAAAAACAAGAGACUAUAAGAAGCCAUUUGCAGGAAUUGGCUGAUUUAAAACUGAAGCAUGAACAGGAGUUAUAUAUUUUUAGGAAAAUGAAAAGGUAA